Messenger RNA from Prinia subflava (tawny-flanked prinia), 891 nucleotides. RefSeq names its product peroxiredoxin 3 (gene PRDX3). Bases 40 to 753 code for a protein of 237 amino acids. Gene Ontology annotation, molecular function: thioredoxin peroxidase activity. Gene Ontology annotation, cellular component: cytosol; mitochondrion. The transcript is spliced from 7 exons. The record is from RefSeq and is a predicted model, not a curated record. Lineage: Eukaryota; Metazoa; Chordata; Aves; Passeriformes; Cisticolidae. Gene Ontology annotation, biological process: response to oxidative stress; cell redox homeostasis; hydrogen peroxide catabolic process.
CCCGGCGGCGCGGCCCGCCCCGCCCGCCCGCCGCUCGACAUGGCCGCCGCGCUGGGGAGGCUGCUCCGCGCCGCGGUGCCCGUGGCUGCCGCCGCCGCCAGGAGGGGACCGGCACGGCCCUCGGCCUGCGCCCGCCGUGCCUUCAGCCUCGGCUCCUCGCGGCUCGCUGUGGCGGUGACCCAGCAGGCCCCGCACUUCAAGGGAACGGCCGUCGUUAACGGAGAGUUCAAGGAGCUGAGCCUAGAUGAUUUCAAGGGGAAAUACCUGGUUCUCUUCUUCUACCCCCUGGACUUCACCUUUGUCUGCCCCACGGAAAUUGUGGCUUUCAGCGACAAGGCAAAGGAAUUUCGUGAUGUGAACUGUGAAGUGGUGGCAGUUUCAGUGGACUCUCAUUUCAGUCAUCUGGCCUGGAUAAACACACCACGAAAGAGCGGCGGUUUGGGCAAGAUGAAUAUUCCAGUUCUGUCGGACCUCACGAAACAGAUCUCCCGGGAUUACGGGGUGCUGCUGGAAGGACCUGGCAUAGCCCUGAGAGGUCUGUUCAUCAUCGACCCCAGCGGGCUGGUGAAGCACCUGAGCAUCAACGACCUGCCCGUGGGGCGCAGCGUGGAGGAGACGCUGCGCCUGGUGAAGGCCUUCCAGUUCGUGGAGACGCACGGAGAGGUGUGCCCGGCCAACUGGACCCCAGACUCCCCCACGAUCAAACCAAGCCCAGAAGGUUCUAAAGAAUAUUUUGAAAAAGUGCAUAAAUAAACACUCAAAUAUGUGGACAAAACUCUUAAUUUUGCUCACUGAAGACAUUAGGAAAACAGCGAUGAUUGUAAAAGUUAAUAAUAAAAAUAAAAGCUCUCAUUUUCUUGUGUUUAAGAAGAAAUUAAAUGCUGAAAUAUU